UAUUUAUCGAAAAGCCCUGAAUAAAAAGGCUCCACACACACACACACAAGCAUACAGGCUCUCACACAGAGAGAAAAUCCUUUUGCCUGUUGAUUUAUGGAAACAAUUAUGAUUCUGCUGGAGAAUUUCUCAGCUAAGAAAUAGUUUGUAGCUACAGUAGAGAGGCUCAAGUUGCACAAGGCAGACAACAGACAUGGAAUUCUUGUGCAUCCAGCUGUUAUCAACAGAACAAGUAAGUUACUGCUAUUUGUUUUUAAAAAUAAUGCAGAGUGGAUUUCUAGUAGUUUACUUCUUUCUCUUGUUUUAGUGCUGAGGGAAAAAGUAAAGUUACCAGAUUUUUGAGCCUUGUAAUUAUCUAUAGUAAUUACGCUGUAGAACUUUUACAUAUAGUUCUCCAGACAAUACUGGCAUUUGACUUGAGAAAUGUGGGUAGUUCAAGAGAAAAUAAUUGAUUAACCACAAACAUAAAAGCAUACUAUAAACAAAUCUAGGGAAAGCGUUUAUACUUUGUUAGUAGUAAUUUUAGGACUUAAUUUAAAUCAAUAGCUCUAAUUGCAGGAUGUUUCUUACCAAACAGCAAUCAGAAUAAAUGGUACAAUCAUAUUCUGAUUUGUCUCUAGUAAUGUAUAACUUUUCUAAAUCUACAUAUAGAGAGAUAAAGAUGUUGACAUCCUCUGUGAAAGUUGUUUUAAAUGUGCCUUCACAGUACCAACUACACUGCAUGUUAUAAUACUAUUUACCCACUAACAUUUAUACAUACAAUGUUUCAUCUUCCCCUGCCUCCCCUCCCUAUUCCUAAUGUCUCCUGGCAAACAGAAGUCCAGUAGUAAACAGUGUCGCAGCAACUGAACUUAGUGCAACCUGUUUUUAUAAGGAAAUACCAACUGAGAGUUAUUUAAGGAGGAAUCCUGUAUUGUUAUCAGGAACUAAAAGGAUAAGGAUAACAAUUUGGAAAAAAACAACUACUCUUUCUUAAAUCAAUCUACAAUUCACAGAUAGGAAGAGGUCAAUGACCUAGGAGCAACAAUCAACUCAAGAUUUAAUUUUCAUUAUGUUAUUCAUGAACACCCGGAGCACUACACUAUAAUGCGCAAAUGGAUACUGACAUGGAUCCUGCCAACUUUGCUCUACAGAUCAUGCUUUCACAUUAUCUGUCUAGUGGGCACUAUAUCUUUAGCUUGCAAUGACAUGACUCCAGAGCAAAUGGCUACAAAUGUGAACUGUUCCAGCCCUGAGCGACAUACAAGAAGUUAUGAUUACAUGGAAGGAGGGGAUAUAAGAGUGAGAAGACUCUUCUGUCGAACACAGUGGUAUCUGAGGAUUGAUAAACGAGGCAAAGUCAAAGGGACCCAAGAGAUGAAGAACAACUACAAUAUCAUGGAAAUCAGGACAGUGGCAGUUGGAAUUGUGGCAAUCAAAGGAGUGGAAAGUGAAUACUAUCUUGCAAUGAAUAAGGAAGGAAAACUCUAUGCAAAGAAAGAAUGCAAUGAAGAUUGCAACUUCAAAGAAUUAAUUCUGGAAAACCAUUACAAUACAUAUGCAUCAGCUAAAUGGACACACAGCGGAGGAGAAAUGUUUGUUGCUUUAAAUCAAAAAGGGGUUCCUGUAAGGGGGAAGAAAACAAAGAAAGAACAAAAAACAGCCCACUUUCUUCCUAUGGCAAUAACAUAAUCAUAUAUGGUAUAAAAGAAACCAGUUCCAGCAGGGAGAUUUCUUUAAGUGGACUGUUUUCUUUCUUUUCUUUUUUUCUUUUCUUUUCUUCUUUUUUUUUUUUUAAGUAACCAAGAAAGGCUGGAAAACUACUGAAAAACUGAUCAAGCUGGACUUGCGCAUGUAUGUUUAUUUUAAGAGACUGCAUUAAAGAAAGAUUUGAAAAAUAUACACAAAAUCAGAUUUAGUAACUAAAAGUUGUAAAAAAUUGUAAAGCUGGUUGUACAAUCAUGAUGUUAGUAAUAGUAAUGUUUUUUCUUAAAUUAAUUUACCCUUAAGAGUAUGUUAGAUUUGAUUAUCUGAUAAUGAUUAUUUAAAUAUUCCUAUCUGCUUAUAAAAUGGCUGCUAUAAUAAUAAUAAUGCAGAUGAUGUUAUAUAAGAUAUGUCAGACGUAAAGGCUGCUGGAAUGAUUUGUCAGAUAAUCAAGCCAACACUAACUAUGGAAGAUGAGCAGUAUCUGAAAGACUUUUUAGUGGCAAUUGUAAGCCACUUAAAUUCUAAUAAGAAAAGAAAGAAUAUUCUUAAAAAUUCUAUUAUGGAAUGGAGUCAAAUAAGUAGUUUUACAAAAGUAUAGUAUUAGAAUAUGCUUGUACCUAUUAACAAGAAGAAAAUUCCUAAUGCUGCUCGUAUGGAAAGGGUAUUGAUAAAAGGAUGUUUUCAAAAAUCUUGUAUAUAAAAUAGCAAUAAUGAUGAUAAUACUGUAUUUCAUCUCACUUGCCACAAAAAUAACAUUUUAUAAUCCCUAAAAGUAAAACUGAGAAACCUUUAAGUUUUGUUUCAAGUAAUAUAAUCUAUCUUUUGUAUAAUUCAUAUUUGGGAAUAUGACUUUUAAUAAUGUUCUUCCCACCAAUAAUCAUGCUUUUUCUCUGUGGUUACAGCAUUAAACUCUAUUUUAAGUUGUAUUUGAACUUUAUUGUUUUGUUAUUUAAGUUUAUGUUAUUUAUAAAAAAAAACCUUAAUAAGCUGUAUCUGUUUCAUAU
Molecule: messenger RNA, 2690 nt
Organism: Panthera uncia (snow leopard)
Lineage: Eukaryota; Metazoa; Chordata; Mammalia; Carnivora; Felidae
Gene: FGF7
Product: fibroblast growth factor 7
Exons: 3
Coding region: 1087-1671 (194 amino acids)
Biological process (GO): positive chemotaxis; regulation of cell migration; positive regulation of epithelial cell proliferation
Cellular component (GO): cytoplasm
Molecular function (GO): growth factor activity; type 2 fibroblast growth factor receptor binding
Source: RefSeq, a predicted model, not a curated record